CUCUUCAGUUCUCUAAUGGCGAUGAUUGCUGAUGAUAACCUAAGCAGAGAACACUGUGUCUACUUGGCCAAGUUCGCUGAGCAGGCCGAGCGAUACGAAGAGAUGGUGAAAUUCAUGGAGAAGCUCGUUGUUGGAUCAUCUUCAGUUGGUGAGCUCACAGUCGAGGAGCGGAAUCUCCUUUCGGUCGCAUACAAGAACGUCAUCGGAUCUCUGCGUGCGGCCUGGCGUAUUGUGUCUUCGAUUGAGCAGAAGGAAGAGGGUCGUAAGAACGAAGAACAUGUCACGCUUGUCAAAGAUUACAGAUCUAAGGUGGUAUCUGAGCUAUCUGAUGUCUGUGCUGGCAUCUUGAAGCUUUUGGAUGCUCACCUAACGAGAGGUGGUGAUAUCUCUUGA
This is a messenger RNA of Macadamia integrifolia, 393 nucleotides long. Its product is annotated as 14-3-3 protein 1-like. NCBI's taxonomy places the organism in Eukaryota, Viridiplantae, Streptophyta, Magnoliopsida, Proteales, Proteaceae. The record is from RefSeq and is a predicted model, not a curated record. The transcript has a single exon. The coding region runs from base 16 to 393 and encodes 125 amino acids. Gene Ontology annotation, biological process: signal transduction. Gene Ontology annotation, cellular component: cytoplasm.